Sorex fumeus (smoky shrew) is the source of this 3289-nucleotide messenger RNA. RefSeq names its product cadherin-4-like. Gene Ontology annotation, cellular component: adherens junction; catenin complex; plasma membrane. The transcript is spliced from 19 exons. The coding region runs from base 1 to 3282 and encodes 1093 amino acids. The record is from RefSeq and is a predicted model, not a curated record. NCBI's taxonomy places the organism in Eukaryota, Metazoa, Chordata, Mammalia, Eulipotyphla, Soricidae. Gene Ontology annotation, molecular function: cadherin binding; calcium ion binding. Gene Ontology annotation, biological process: cell morphogenesis; cell-cell junction assembly; multicellular organism development.
AUGGGGAGCCUCAGCGGUCCGAGCCCCAACUCCCGCGACCAGCCGUGCCCGAGAGACCGAGAAGGGUCGAGAAAAGUCCAGCAACAGACGGGGCGGGGCGGCGGCUGCCUGGGCCCAGGGGCUGAGCCCGCCGUCCCCGCCGGCUCCAUCUCGGCUGCCUCCACUCUCCGGCUGCUGGACGCUUCGUCUCGUCCUGAGUUCCGGGAGUCCGAGUUCUGUCCAUGUGUCCUGCUUCCUGGUGGCAGCCCGUCUUGCCUGGCGCGUGGGCUGCUGUCCUCCCAGGCCGGAGGUCCAGCCGUGGCCUCUGUGUCCCACCGGCUUAGCCGCUACGAGGGGCCGGGGCUCUGGGCCAGCCUGGGCAUCAGGCUCCCUCAGGCGGGUCCCCAGCUGGCCGACGCUGGUCAACCCCCCACACUCCGGCCGCCGGCCAAGUUCACCGACAAGCAGGGGAUGAAAAUUCUUGGUGCAAAUCGAGCUGGGGCCGAGGAAUUGCGCGCGGGCCGGCGGCGGGCGCGGGGCUGCGGCUGCGGGAAGAUGCGCGCGGGCCGGGGCGCGGGCCGGGCGGCGCUCGUGCUGCUCGCGCUGCUGGGCGCGCUCGGGGCGCGUCCCGGGGACCUGGCGGCGGCGGCGGGCGCCUGCAGGACCGGCUUCUCGGCAGAGGGUUACUCGGCCUUCGUCUCCCCGCACGUUCUGGAAGGCGAGAAGCUGCUCAAAGUCAAGUUCAGCAGCUGCUCAGGGCCCGCGGGGACGCAGUAUGAGACCAGCAGCGAGGACUUCAAGGUCGAGGCGGACGGGACGGUCUUCGCCGCCCGGGAGCUGCGGGUCCCCUCGGGGCAGGUGGUGUUCACCGUGACGGCCUGGGAUGCCCUGACAGCCGAGCGCUGGGACACGGUGGUGCGGCUGCUGGUGGCCGCCCCCUCGGCACGCUCCGGACACAAGCCUCCGCGAGGGAAGAAGCCAGUGGGCGCCCAGCCCCCCGGGGACACCCUGCUGCCCUGGGCCCCGCAGCGCAGCCCCGGCGGACUUCGGCGGCAGAAGCGGGACUGGGUGAUCCCCCCGAUCAACGUGCCCGAGAACUCGCGGGGGCCCUUCCCCCAGCAGCUGGUGCGGAUCCGGUCCGACAAGGACAACGACAUCCCCAUCCGCUACAGCGUCACAGGAGUGGGCGCCGACCAGCCGCCCAUGGAGGUCUUCAGCAUCGACUCCAUGUCCGGCCGCAUGUACGUGACGCGGCCCAUGGACCGUGAGGAGCGGGCGUCCUAUCACCUCAGAGCCCAUGCUGUGGACAUGAACGGCAACAAGGUGGAGAACCCCAUCGACCUGUACAUCUACGUCAUCGACAUGAACGACAACCGGCCCGACUUCCUCAGCCCCGUCUACAACGGCUCCGUGCACGAGGGCGCCAAGCCAGGCACCUACGUGAUGACCGUCACGGCUAACGACGCAGACGACGACACCACGGCCAACGGGAUGGUGCGUUACCGCAUCGUGACCCAGAGCCCGCAGAGCCCCUCCCAGAACAUGUUCACCAUCAACAGCGAGACCGGCGACAUCGUGACCGUGGCCGCGGGCCUGGACCGCGAGAAAGUUCAGCAGUACACGGUCAUCAUCCAGGCCACGGACAUGGAGGGCAACCUGAACUACGGCCUCUCCAACACUGCCACGGCCAUCAUCUCGGUGACCGACGUCAACGACAACCCACCAGAGUUCACGACCAGCACGUACGCCGGGGAGGUCCCCGAGAACCGCGUGGAGGCCGUGGUGGCGAACCUCACCGUGCUGGACCGGGACCAGCCGCACUCGCCCAACUGGAACGCCGUCUACCGCAUCAUCAGCGGGGACCCCGCGGGCCACUUCAGCGUGCGCACAGACCCCGGCACCAACGAGGGCCUGGUCACCGUGGUGAAGGCCGUGGACUAUGAGCUGAACCGUGCCUUCAUGCUGACAGUGAUGGUGUCCAACCAGGCGCCCUUGGCCAGCGGCAUCCAGAUGUCCUUCCAGUCCACGGCCGGGGUCACCAUCACGGUGGUGGACGUCAACGAGGCCCCGUAUUUCCCGUCCAACCACAAGCUCGUCCGCCUGGAGGAGGGUGCGCGCCCGGGCACGCUGCUGACCACCUUCUCCGCCACGGACCCCGACCGCUUCCUGCAGCAGGCCGUGAGGUACUCGAAGCUCUCGGACCCCGCGGACUGGCUGCUCAUCAACGCCACCAACGGGCAGGUCACCACGGCGGCCGUGCUGGACCGCGAGUCCCUCUACGUCAGGAACAACGUCUACGAGGCCACCUUCCUCGCGGCUGACAACGGAGUCCCCCCGGCCAGUGGCACGGGAACCCUCCAGAUCUAUCUCAUCGACAUCAACGACAACGCGCCCGAGCUGCUGCCCCGGGAGGCGCAGGUGUGCGAGAGGCCGGGCCUGAGCGCCAUCAACAUCACCGCCGCCGACGCCGACAUGGACCCCAACGUCGGGCCCUACGUGUUCGAGCUGCCCUUCGUCCCCGCCGCCGUGCGCAGGAACUGGACCAUCACCCGCCUGAACGGCGACUAUGCCCAGCUCCGCCUGCGGGUCUUCUUCCUGGAGGCCGGCGUGUACGAGGUGCCGGUCGCCGUCACCGACUCCGGGAACCCGCCGCUGUCCAACACGUCCGUCAUCAAGGUCAAGGUGUGCCCCUGCGACGACCACGGGGACUGCACCUCCGCGGGGGCCGUGGCGGCCGCCGGGCUGGGCACCGGCGCCAUCGUGUCCAUCCUCCUGUGCAUCGUCCUGAUGCUUGUGCUGGUGCUGCUGUUCGUGGCCUGGAUGCGGCGGCGUGAGAGGGAGCGUCACACCAAGCAGCUGCUCAUCGACCCCGAGGACGACGUGCGGGACAACAUCCUCAAGUACGACGAGGAGGGGGGCGGCGAGGAGGACCAGGACUACGACCUUAGCCAGCUGCAGCAGCCGGAGGCCAUGGAGCACGUGCUGAGCAAGGGCCCUGGGGUCCGGCGGGUGGACGAGCGGCCGGUGGGCGCCGAGCCCCAGUACCCCGCCCGGCCGGUGGUGCCGCACCCAGGGGACAUCGGCGACUUCAUCAGCGAGGGGCUGCGGGCCGCCGACAACGACCCCACGGCGCCCCCGUACGACUCGCUGCUGGUCUUCGACUACGAGGGCAGCGGCUCCACGGCCGGCUCCGUCAGCUCCCUGGACUCGUCCAGCUCCGGGGACCAGGACUACGAGUACCUGAGCGAGUGGGGGCCGCACUUCAGGAAGCUGGCGGCCAUGUACGGCGGCGGCGAGGACUAGCACGCGG